Molecule: messenger RNA, 3310 nt
Organism: Xenopus laevis (African clawed frog)
Lineage: Eukaryota; Metazoa; Chordata; Amphibia; Anura; Pipidae
Gene: vps11.S
Product: VPS11, CORVET/HOPS core subunit S homeolog
Source: RefSeq, marked provisional
GGAAAGGAAAGUAAAGAUGGCGGCUUACUUACAGUGGCGGCGUUUCGUUUUCUUUGAGAAAGAGCAGGUGCGGGUUCCUGGUGAAGGUGGAAGUCUGCUCACCAUGCCCACUGGUUUGACUGUGUGCGACUCUGGACGUGGCAGCCUUAUCUUCGGAGAUAUGACAGGAAAUAUAUGGUUCCUUCCCCGCUCUCUGCAGCUUACCUCUUUUCAGGCAUACAAAUUGUGUGUAACUCAUCUUCACCAACUGAAGCAGCACAACAUACUGGUUUCUGUUGGAGAGGAUGAAGAAGGAAUCAAUCCAUUGGUAAAGGUUUGGAACCUGGAAAAGCGAGAUGGUGGAAGCCCACUUUGCACAAGAAUCUUUCCAGCCAUUCCUGGUAAUAAACCAACCGUGGUGUCAUGCAUCACAGUCCACGAGAACCUCAACUUCAUGGCAAUUGGCUUUGCUGAUGGAAGUGUUGUCCUUACCAAGGGUGAUAUAACACGCGAUCGACACAGUAAGACUCAGAUCUUGCAAGAGGGUAGUUACCCAGUUACAGGAAUGGCGUUCAGACAGACUGGUAAAACCACACACCUCUUUGUGGUUACCACAGAAAAUGUGCGGUCAUAUGAGCUGACACAAAAGGAUUACCCAUAUGCAGAACUGGAGUCCCAUGGCUGUGGCCUGAGGUGCUCCGCCCUGUCUGAUCCUUCUCAGGACUUGCAAUUUGUGGUGGCCAGUAAUGAAUGUGUGUAUUUAUAUCAGCCAGAUGAGAGGGGACCUUGCUUCGCCUUCGAAGGGCAAAAGAUGAUUGUGCACUGGUAUCGAGGAUAUCUCAUUAUUGUAUCAAGUGACAGAUUACCAUUUGCUGGACGUGCGGGGGAUUGCCAGGCAAUUGAUAGGCAAACACUGACUAUAUAUGACCUGAGCAACAAGCUGAUUGCCUACAGCAGUCCUUUCACAGAGGUUGUGGAUGUUCUGGCAGAGUGGGGUUCCCUGUAUGUUUUGACACGUGACGGACUCCUGCACGCUUUACACGAAAAGGACACGCCAACCAAAUUGGAGAUGCUGUUUAAGAAGAAUCUCUUUGUUAUGGCCAUUUCUCUAGCAAAGAGCCAGCAUUUAGAUAGUGAUGGCCUGUCUGAGAUCUUUCGUCAGUAUGGAGAUCACCUUUACAACAAGGGAGACCAUGAUGGAGCUAUCCAGCAGUAUAUUAGGACGAUUGGUAAGCUAGAGCCCUCUUAUGUGAUUCGCAAAUUUCUGGAUGCUCAGAGGAUACACAAUUUGACUGCAUAUCUUCAGGCUUUGCAUCUGCAAUCUCUUGCCAAUGCUGACCACACAACAUUGCUGUUGAACUGUUACACCAAACUAAAGGACAGUGCCCGCCUAGAGGAGUUUAUUAAGGCCAGUGAAGGAGAGGUACAUUUCGAUGUAGAAAUAGCCAUAAAGGUUCUUCGACAAGCCGGGUAUCACUCUCAUGCCCUCUACCUUGCAGAGAAGCACGCCCAUCAUGAGUGGUACCUGAAGAUUCAACUUGAGGACAUUAAGAAUUUUCAGGCGGCACUUCAGUACAUUGGACGUCUUCCCUUCCCUCAAGCUGAGAGUAACAUGAAACGCUAUGGGAAGACCCUUAUGUGUCACGUACCCAACGACACCACCCAGUUACUGAAUAAUCUGUGUACUAGUUUCCCUCAGAAUGGUGAGGGUAGCAGGGCCAAUCCUGAGGAAUUUAUUCCAAUUUUUGCUAACAACCCUUCGGAGCUGAAGACCUUUCUUGAGCACAUGAUUAAGGAGCACAGUGACUCCCCUCAGGGAGUCUAUGACACACUGUUAGAGCUGCGCUUGCAGAACUGGGCUCACGAGUUGGACCCACAGUUAAAGAAUCAACUUCAUGAUGAUGCUAUAUCCCUACUGAAGAGUGGCCGCUUCAAGAAUGUGUUUGAUAAGGCUCUAGUCUUGUGCCAGAUGCACAAUUUUCAGAACGGAGUUCUGUAUCUAUAUGAGCAGGGUAAACUCUUCCAGCAGAUCAUGCAUUAUCACAUGCAGAACGAUCAGUAUCAGAAAGUAAUAGAAGCCUGUGAGCGAUAUGGAGAUCAGGAGACCUGUCUUUGGGAGCAGGCACUUAGCUACUUUGCCAGAAAGGAAGAAGACUGCAAGGAAUACAUUGCCAUGGUUUUGGGGCACAUUGAGAACCGGAACCUCAUGCCACCACUGUUGGUGGUCCAAACCCUGGCACAUAACUCCACUGCCACCCUGUCUGUUAUUCGUGAGUAUCUGAUCAACAAAAUGCAGAAACUGAGCCAGAAGAUUGAGGAGGAUGAGAGAACGGUGCAUCACUACCGCGAGGAUACCGCACGCAUUCGCCGAGAAAUACAAGAAAUCCGCACCAGCCCCAAGAUUUUCCAGAAGACAAAGUGCAGUAUAUGUAGCAGCAGUCUUGAGCUGCCAUCCGUGCAUUUCUUGUGUGGUCACUCCUUCCACCAACACUGCUUUGAAAGCUAUUCAGAAAAUGAUGUGGACUGUCCCACCUGCCUGCCUGAAAAUCGGAAAGUCUUAGAUAUGAUCCAGGCACAGGAAGAAAAGAGAGAACUUUAUGACCAGUUCCAGCACCAGUUAAAGCAUUCCAGCGAUGGAUUUAGUGUUGUGGCAGAUUAUUUUGGUCGUGGUGUGUUCAACAAGCUGACACUCAUAACCGAUGCACCCACUGGGAGAUCGGGAAUGUCAAAGGAAGCCGGACUGCAGAGGGAACUUCUGAUCAAUACCAAGAGGAAAGCGUAAUCCAAUGACCCAACGAAGCAACAUCCAGUCUGGCACAUUUACUCAAUGGCUUAAAUGGUUUUAGAGACUCCAGUAUUUGUUUCCAUCCAGUUUAUGGAGCUCCAUCCUUGAUAAAUUAUAAUCAACUCCACAUAUUAUCUUUAUAAAUAUACCUUUGUAGAUGGCGGGGACUGUGGGGCAGUAACAAAGUAACAGGAAUAGGCAAGGGGAGUAUAUUAUACUCAACAAAGGACUUUUCCAAAAAGCCAUGGAGAGAGAGAAAAAAAUACUGUUAGGGUUAUAUAUUGUGAUUGCAUGGUUUCCUUAAAUGUCAAGUCUGAUUAAAACAUGCACUUGUAUAUAAAAUAUAUACGGCUGUCCUGGUGUCCAGUAACGGGAAAAAAACGGUCUGCUUUAUGGUGACAAACGGAAGGUCAGCAAAUCUAUACGUCAGUAUCCAGUUCUUAUCAAUGCAUUGCAGUCAGAAUAACUACAGAAUGUUUAUCCCUGCCUGUCCCACUUUGUAAAAGUAAAUAAGCUGUUUACAUGUUCAAAUCUUAAAACCGAUUA